This is a messenger RNA of Oncorhynchus keta (chum salmon), 1683 nucleotides long. RefSeq lists its product as uncharacterized. The coding region runs from base 91 to 1539 and encodes 482 amino acids. The record is from RefSeq and is a predicted model, not a curated record. Lineage: Eukaryota; Metazoa; Chordata; Actinopteri; Salmoniformes; Salmonidae. The transcript is spliced from 15 exons.
UCUGUUGAAACAACAGUUAAUCUUUGUCCCAGUCACUGCCACCAUCUUCUGUGAAGUCAGACUAACAGUAUGUAUGUAGCUGUCUAAAAAAUGACAUUGUUCAUCCCUGAUAUGGCUGGUCGUCUGUUUUUGCUCAUCCUCCUUUUCGAUACCUUCCAGUACCUCAAAGCCAAAGAUCUUCCUCAGCCCAGUCUAACAGUGAUUCCUGCAGUCAUCAAAGAGAGAGACACAGUUCAGCUGAACUGUCAGACUCCUCCAUCUGUCUCUGAGUGUUACUUCAAAAUAGAGGGGAAAGUAGAAUUCACCCUUCCAUCACCCUGUCAACAGACACUCACAGGAACACUACUGGUGAGGUGGACAGGUCAGAGUUCACCAGCUGAGGUCAAAAUACAAUGUCAGUACAGUGCUACAGGUUCACAGUUUAGAUCCAUAUACAGUGAGCCUUCAACAGUCACAAUUACGGACCUUCCUCAGCUGACAGUGAAUUCUACAGUCAUCAGAGAGACAGAAUCAGUUCAGCUGAGUUGUGAGACUCCUCCAUCUCUCCCUGUGUCUCACUGUUACUUCAACAUAGAGGGGGGGAAGAAUCUUCCAGACUCAUUGUGUACUCAGACAAUAACAGGAACUGAGCUGCACAAGAGGUCUGGUCCAACAUUUCCAGCUGUGGUCAAAGUGACGUGUUACUACACUGUAUGGAAGUCUCACACAUCUCCUUUUAGUGACCCUGUCUCAGUCACUGUUCUGGAUCCAAAACCAGACAUUACAAUCAAAUUUGAUGAGGACUUCAACAUCAUCUGUUUGAUUCCUGGAUCCGUCAGUCCUGACACCACCUGUAACCUGUAUGUUGGAGAGGAGAGUCAGCCAUCCUUCACAGCACCGAUCAAGUCAUCUCAGCAUCCGGAAAGCCGGAAAGCCAUCUCAGCAUCCGGACAGCAGUUCUGUCAAUUCAUCCCAAAACAUAGUGAUCUGAUCAGUUGUCUACAGUCAGUGAGGCGUAAGGAGGUGAGCUGUGACUACAGAUUGAGCUCAGGACCAAACUCUCUCUCUCCACGCAGUGAUGGGUACAGCUUUACACAUCUGGUGGGAGUUCACAUCAGCGAUCCAACAACUAUACAGACACCUUCUAUAGCAGACACCACACUGACACCAACUACCAGAGGUCAAAGCUCCACAGAAAGUGAAGUGGAAUCAAACAGUCAAGAAAGCAUUCUGGUGGGGCAAUUAUGGCAGGCAGCAUUGGGUGUGGCUUCUGGAGUGGGCGUGUUCCUGGUAGGAUUGACAGCUGUCUGUUUCUGCAGGAGGACCAAGAAAACCAAUUCUCUGAGACCUACAGCCAGACAGGAUGAUCACAGACAAUAUGAUUUGGUGUCUGUGGGAGCGGUGAGCAGCGGAGUCAUGGUUGAUUCAGGAGAUGCUGGAAUCGAUUCUCAGAUGACUUAUGUACUGUACGCAUUCAUGCCCUCAGGUCCCGUUGAUGUGGAUUCACAGGCAUUUGCAAAUAAACAUUGGCUCCCGAGUGGCACUGCAUCUCAGUGCUAGAGGCGUCACAACAGACACCCUGGUUCAAAUCCAGGCUGUUUCACAGCAGGCCGUGAUUGGGAGUCCCAUAGGGCGGCAUACAAUUGUCCGGGUUUGGCCGGUGUAGGCAGUAAAUAAGAAUUUGUUCUUAACUGACUUGCCUAG